AUGAUCGCCGCGCCUCCAUUGACGCAAGCCCCAGCUGCAGCGGCAGCCGGGUUCCGUCGGCCCGCCUCCCACCGGACGGUGCGGUGCGCGGUGGCGGUCGCGUCCGCAUCGCCGGCCUGCAGGUGCACGCUCUAUGAGGUACUUGGCCUGCGCGCCGGUGCCACGGGCGGCGAAAUCAAGGCUGCGUACCGGCGCCUGGCGCGGGAGCUGCACCCUGACGUCGCCGGCGCGACCGGCGACGACUUCAUCCGGCUCCACGACGCGUACGCCACGCUCUCCGACCCGGACGCCCGCGCGCGCUACGACCGCGACUUCGUCGCCAAUGCCUACGCGCAGCCGCCCGCGGCCAGGCCGUCGCCGCACAGCUUCUGGGGACGGCCUCGCCGCACCUGGGAGACCGACCAGUGCUGGUAGUGGUAGAUCCGACCUCGCCGCGACCGGUAGCUUCGGACCUGUGAAUACCAACGCCAGCACCGCACUCGUUGGCCGCUCACCUGAGAUUUUUUUUACUACGGUGAACACCCCGUGCGCCUGUGCACAUCUAACCCAGCGGCAUCCUCUCUUCUGCCGUUCUGAAUGUGUAGUCAUCUUCAGAAACUUAGUAGAAUUAAUCUUCGCAACAAU
Molecule: messenger RNA, 624 nt
Organism: Lolium rigidum
Lineage: Eukaryota; Viridiplantae; Streptophyta; Magnoliopsida; Poales; Poaceae
Product: chaperone protein dnaJ 11, chloroplastic-like
Exons: 1
Coding region: 1-414 (137 amino acids)
Source: RefSeq, a predicted model, not a curated record